Elaeis guineensis (African oil palm) is the source of this 1519-nucleotide messenger RNA. RefSeq names its product peroxisomal membrane protein 11-4. Gene Ontology annotation, cellular component: peroxisomal membrane. The record is from RefSeq and is a predicted model, not a curated record. Lineage: Eukaryota; Viridiplantae; Streptophyta; Magnoliopsida; Arecales; Arecaceae. Gene Ontology annotation, biological process: peroxisome fission.
GACGCGGGUUUGUGGCCCACCUGCCACGGUCGACGUGGAGAGCGCGUGGUAAAAUAUCAUCGACCUGGUGUACCGCUUAGAUGGUACACCAGGUGUACGGCAUAAUUUCUCCACGAUGACGCGAGACAUUUUCCACAGCUCUGUUAUCAGACCACAUAAAAUUUUCUUGGAGGGAAAAAGAGCUCUUCUCCUCUACCCUUAUCACCAACGGAAAAAAAAAAAACUUGGAGGGAAACAGAGCUCUUCUCCUCUAUCCUUAUCACUAACAGGAAAAAAAAAAAUUUCUAGUCCCAGCAGGAAAGCAUUGUAGCCAUGAACUGCAGCUACUUAUCCAAACAUAGUUCUAGUGGUGCACAUGAGCGCUCAUAUGCCUCCAUAGAUUCAUUCCACUCCCCUUCUCCCUUCAGUAGCCCAUCAUCUCCACUUCCUUCCCUAAAGCUAUGACUGACACCGUCGACAAGCUCGUCGUCUUCCUUGCCAAGAGAGAUGGCAUCGACAAGCUUGUCAAGACCUUCCAGUAUGUCUCCAAGCUCGUCCACUGGCAUGUCGAAGCCACUCACCAAGACAUAGCUAAAAGAGCCAAGAACUGGGAGGUGGCCUCUGGCCUCAGCCGCAAAGCCUUUCGAACCGGUCGCUUCCUCACCGGCUUCAAUGCCCUCCGCCGGAACCCGGGCUCCACCCCUCUCUUCCGCUUCCUCGCCGUGUUUGCCAAUGCUGGUGAGAUGGUGUACUUCUUCUUCGACCACUUUCUUUGGCUGUCAAGGAUAGGUGUCAUAGAUGCUAAUCUAGCUCGAAGGAUGAGCUACAUCUCAGCUUUCGGAGAAGCUCUUGGCUACGUUUUCUUCAUCAUAAUGGACUUUCUUAUGAUUAAAAAGGGAUUGGUGGAGCAGAGGAAACUUGAAGCUGCGGAGAACAAGGAACAAGUGAGGAAGAUCAGAGAUGACAGGGUGAUGAGGUUGAUGGCAGUGGCAGCAAACAUAGCAGACUUGGUGAUAGCUCUGGCAGAUAUAGAGCCCAAUCCUUUCUGCAACCAUGCGGUCACACUGGGGAUCAGCGGGCUGGUCUCGGCUUGGGCUGGUUGGUACAGGAACUGGCCGUCGUGAAAAGGAAUCUGGUGAUCAUUGAAACUACGUCAGAAUUGCUAGAUUGAAGACAAGGAGAAGCAACAGGAAAGUCCAAAGAACAAAGAGCGCAUGAAUCAUUGUGUGAUGCUGUAUGGGUUUGUUACUGAGAUGAUGCAUGACACAUGCUAGCAAAAAGUAAUAUGCAAUGAAAAGUUGAGCAGAUGUACCAACACUGGAACAUCAUAUUUCAUUAAAGGGUUCUUGAAUCUCUGUCAGCAUGCAUGUACACAUAAUGGCUCUCAUCUGCUAAGAUUUGAGAAGUGCUACCGUUUAGUGUAUUUGAGAUGAUGCUGUUAGGUCCUCUUAAAAUUGUCUUCAAAGUCCAACCAGCAACACCUAAUGUAAUCAAUGUGCAAUUUUUGCAAAAGUGGGUUUCCAAGGUGGAGCUUUCUGCA